Bathycoccus prasinos is the source of this 1740-nucleotide messenger RNA. RefSeq names its product radical SAM enzyme, Cfr family. Gene Ontology annotation, biological process: rRNA base methylation; tRNA methylation. The transcript has a single exon. NCBI's taxonomy places the organism in Eukaryota, Viridiplantae, Chlorophyta, Mamiellophyceae, Mamiellales, Bathycoccaceae. Bases 1 to 1740 code for a protein of 579 amino acids. Gene Ontology annotation, molecular function: RNA methyltransferase activity; iron-sulfur cluster binding. The record is from RefSeq and is a predicted model, not a curated record.
AUGCGACGACGAGGCGCGAGAGAAGGAAACGACGACGACGACGACGACGACGACGACGAAAACGAGCAGCUCUUCUUUUCCGUGUUUGACCGAGAGAAAGUCAUAGAGUUUCUUCUCCGAGGCCCGCACGGGAAGAAAGGAAAGGAUUUAUCGUUUUCGUCCUCCGAGGAGGAGGAGGAGGAGGAGGAAGAUGACGGCGGUUUUAGAAGAGGAGGAGAAGAAGACGAGGAGGAGUAUUCCGAGAAGGAAAACGAGAAGACGUUUUUAAAGACGAAGAAGACAACGAGCAAAACAAACGAACGAAACGCUUCGAUGACGACGAUGAAAGCGAAAGAGCGGAAAAAAGCCGAGCGGUUUUACCAGGUGAUGCUGAAAGAAGCGCAGAGACUCGUGUGCGAGGAGUUGAAAGAGGAAGACGAACGAAAGCGAGGAAGAAAAUGCGUCGUGGAGCUGGAUUUACGACGGUGCGAAGAGAUUCCGCUUUGGGCAAGGAAUCGAGCGCCAGAGACGUUUAGUUUACUCACGACGCGAAUUGCGGUCGCGGAAACGUCCGGAGACGCGUCGACGACGAAGUUAAUCGUGGAGUUACAAGACGGGCACAGAGUGGAAGCGGUGAUUAUUCGGCAUUUGAAAGGGCGGCGAGCGGAAGGGAAGAAAGGUUUGGGGGCGACGUUGUGCAUAUCGAGCCAGGUUGGGUGUAAGAUGGGGUGUACGUUUUGCGCGACGGGGACGAUGGGAGAACUCGGGAAUUUAACGACCGGGGAGAUUGUGGAGCAAGUCGCGCACGCGAGAAGGAUCGAGCCGAGGGUGAGGAAUAUCGUGUUUAUGGGGAUGGGUGAACCGCUGAACAAUUACGACGCCGUCGUGGACGCCAUUCGGUGCAUGUCACAAAGCGAAAAUCAGAUGGGAUUUAACAUUCCGUGUCCGAAGAUUUGCGUGAGUACUGUCGGGGUGAUUCCAAACAUUUAUAGGUUUAGCGAAGAUUGUCCGACGGUGUCGAUGGCGCUGAGUUUACACGCGCCAACGCAGGAGAUUCGGAAGAAAAUUGUCCCCAUGGCGACGGCGUAUCCUUUGGACGAGCUGAUGCGAUGUUUGGACGAUUAUUUAGCGAAAAGUGAGAAGAAUUCUAUGCUGGUGGAAUAUUGCGUUUUGAAAGGUAUAAAUGAUACUAAAGAGUGCGCGAGGUUGCUCGGGGAGUUGUUGGGUGGGAAGAAGGUUGUGUUGAAUUUCAUCCCGUAUAAUCCCACAGACGUCAUCGCUGGACACGAAAGGCCGGAGAUGGAGGACAUACAGGCGAUGAACACGAUAUUAAGGGAAGAGUACGGGAUGACGACGACGGUGAGACAAGAGAUGGGUUCGGAUAUUGCCGGUGCGUGUGGACAGUUGGCAAUUUCCGUAAACGGGAAGAAACUUUCGUCGAAGGAGAAGAAGAAGACGAACGAGGACGAGGACGAAUGCGAUGGGGGCGAAGGAAGCAUCCCGGGCAUUCGAGACAUUGAAGAGAUGCUGGGACAAGAUUUAGUGAGCGCUACUACAAAGAGUAAUAAGACUAAAACAACGACGACGACGACAAAGACGAUAACAAGAAAAAUUGAGACGAUAAAAUCAUCAGAGACGAGCAGCUUCACGCACUAUUUCUUCAACGAUUGGACCAGAGCAGAAAUCGCCAUGCUCGGAGUGGCAUCGGUGUGCUCGCUCGCUUUACUAUCCGCACGAUUGGUUAGCAGUAAUAAAAAGUAA